Messenger RNA from Aspergillus japonicus CBS 114.51, 4578 nucleotides. RefSeq names its product valine--tRNA ligase. Gene Ontology annotation, biological process: valyl-tRNA aminoacylation; rRNA processing. The transcript has 6 exons. Lineage: Eukaryota; Fungi; Ascomycota; Eurotiomycetes; Eurotiales; Aspergillaceae. Gene Ontology annotation, molecular function: valine-tRNA ligase activity; rRNA binding; ATP binding. The record is from RefSeq and is a predicted model, not a curated record. Gene Ontology annotation, cellular component: cytosol. The coding region runs from base 388 to 4578 and encodes 1396 amino acids.
CAAUUUUUUAAUGCUCAAGUGAUUUUUUAUCUAGUCAAUUUUGAAGCAUCAUACUGAGUAGUAUAUAUAUUCAUACAUACAGUGCAUUGCAUUGAACUGCCCGAUCUCGACUCCACCGCCCGCCAAAUUGAAUCCACUGAGGUUCCAACUGAAAGCCCCGCCAGCUCCGGCAUCCUCUGAUUCGUUCCGUUCCUUUGCUCUGAGCCAGGAAAUUUAAUUGCCCGCAUUCGCACAACGACCCGAACCCCUCCCCCUCCUUGUCUUCCUCUUCAUCGCCGUGUUUGCGUGAGUCACUCGGUGGUCAAGAUACUAUUCCGUCAGUUAGUGGCGCGAGUGGCGCCUCGGAGAAUCCCUCCUCCCUUCUUGUCUUCACGACCUUUUUCCAGAAUGGCCCAACCUUCUGCCCCCCAGAACCCGACUGGUGAGCCUAAAGCUCCCGUCGCCGACGUCCCUCCGCAGGCCGACGAACAGUUGAGAAACCAGGAUGCCGCUGCUGCCUCCAAGCCUGUCGAAGGACAGGACCCAUCUGCACCCCCCAAGGUGAAGAGCGAGAAGGAAUUGGAGCGCGAGCGCCGUAAGGCCGAGAAAGCCAAGAAGUUCGCAGAGAAACAGGCUAAGGCCGCGGCUAAGCCUGCUGCGCCCAAGGCUGAGAAGAAGGCCAAGAUCGAGAAGGAGAAGACCACAGACGCCUACGAUCCCAAGGUGAUCGAGGAAGGCCGCUAUGAAUGGUGGGAAGAGCGUGGCCUCUUCUUGCCCGAAUUCGGCCCUGAUGGCAAGGUCAAGCCGGAAGGCUACUUCGUCAUUCCGAUCCCUCCCCCUAAUGUGACCGGUGCUCUUCACAUGGGCCACGCUCUUACCAAUGCACUCCAGGAUACCAUGAUCCGCUGGCAGCGUAUGAAGGGCAAGACCACUCUGUGGCUGCCAGGUAUGGACCAUGCGGGUAUCUCUACCCAGAGCGUGGUUGAGAAGAUGCUUUGGAAGCUGGAGAAGAAGACCCGUCAUGACCUCGGCCGUGAGGCAAUGGUCGAGCGCGUCUGGGCCUGGAAGGAUCAGUACCACGCCAACAUCAAGAACGCGCUGCGGAGAGUCGGAGGCUCCUUCGACUGGACUCGUGAGGCCUUCACAAUGGACCCCAACCUAUCCGCAGCUGUCACAGAAACUUUUGUCCGUCUUCAUGAAGAAGGUAUCAUUUACCGUGCCAACCGGCUGGUCAACUGGUGUGUGGCCAUGAACACCUCCCUCUCCAACCUUGAGGUUGAGAACAAGGAGGUCGAGGGCCGUACCCUUCUCGAUGUUCCCGGCUACGAAAAGAAGGUCGAGUUUGGUGUUUUGACCCACUUCUGCUACGAAAUCGAUGGCCUCGACGAACGGAUUCAGAUCGCCACUACUCGUCCCGAGACCAUGAUCGGUGAUAGCGGUAUCGCUGUCCACCCUGAUGAUAAGCGCUACCAGCACUUGAUCGGCAAGUUCGCCCGCCACCCCUUCGUGGAUCGCUUGAUGCCUAUUGUCGCCGACACGGAUGUCGAUCCUGAAUUCGGUACCGGAGCUGUCAAGAUCACCCCCGCUCACGAUUUCAACGAUUUCAACCGCGGAAAGGCACACAAUCUCGAGUUCAUCUCUGUCUUGAACGAUGACGGUACCUUCAACAGCAAGGGUGGUCCUUUUGCCGGAAUGAAGCGCUUUGACGCCCGCUACAAGGUCAUCGAGAUGCUCAAAGAGAAAGGACUUUAUGUCAAGUGGGAGCACAACCCCAUGAAGAUUCCUCGUUGCGCCAAGUCCAACGAUGUCAUCGAGCCUAUCCUCAAGCCUCAGUGGUGGAUGAAGAUGAAGGAUCUCGCCGAACCUGCCAUCAAGGCCGUUGAAAGCGGUGAGAUCAUCAUCAGACCGGAAUCCGCUGAGAAGAGCUAUUUCCGCUGGUUGAACAACAUCAACGAUUGGUGUCUGUCCAGACAGCUUUGGUGGGGUCACCAGGCUCCCGCCUACUUCGUGAAGAUUGACGGCGAGGAAGGUGAUGAUAGUGAUGAGAACCUUUGGGUCACUGGUCGCACGGAAGAGGCGGCUCGGGAGAAGGCGGCGGCUAAAUUCCCCGGUAAGAGCUUCACUUUGGUGAGAGAUCCCGAUGUUCUUGAUACUUGGUUCUCCUCCGGAUUAUGGCCGUUCUCUACCCUGGGCUGGCCCCGUCAGACACAUGAUUUGGAGCAUUUGUACCCGACCUCCGUUCUGGAGACCGGUUGGGAUAUUCUCUUCUUCUGGGUGGCUCGAAUGAUCAUGCUGGGUCUCAAGAUGACCGGCAAGGUUCCUUUCAAGGAGGUGUACUGCCACUCCUUGAUUAGAGACUCUGAGGGUCGCAAGAUGUCUAAGUCUCUGGGCAAUGUCAUUGAUCCUCUCGACGUUAUGGAAGGUAUCAAGCUGGAUGACCUUCAUGCCAAAUUGCUCACCGGAAACCUUGCCGACAAGGAGGUGGCCACUGCUACCAAGUACCAGAAGAAGGCUUUCCCCAAGGGUAUUCCUGAGUGCGGUGCUGAUGCCCUGCGUUUCGCCCUUGUGUCCUACACUACUGGCGGUGGUGAUAUUGCCUUCGAUAUCCAGGUCAUCCAUGGUUAUCGUCGAUUCUGUAACAAGAUCUACCAAGCCACGAAGUUUGUGCUUGGCAAGUUGGGCGAUGACUUUAAGCCCCGGCCGACCCCUACAAAGACUGGCAAAGAGUCCCUCGCGGAACGCUGGAUCUUGCACAAGUUUAACGCUGCUGCUAAGGAGAUGAAUGAGGCUCUUGAGCAGCGUGAAUUCUCUGCUUCGGCAUCCCUCGCUUACCAAUACUGGUACGGCCAACUUUGUGACGUUUUCAUUGAGAACUCCAAGUUCCUGCUUGCGCCCGAAGUCCCGGCUGAAGUGCAGCAGUCGGCCAAGGAGACGCUCUACACCGCUCUUGAGGGGGCUUUGACUUUGAUCCACCCAAUGAUGCCCUUCGUCACUGAGCACCUGUGGCAGCGCCUGCCUCGUCGUCCCGAAGAUAGCACAAUUUCGAUCAUGAAGGCCAAGUACCCCGAGUAUAGACCUGAGUUCGAGGAUCCCGAGGCUGAGACUGCCUAUGAACUGAUCCUGAAUGCCUCGAAGUCUAUCCGGUCGACCCUGGCCCAGUAUGAGAUCAAGACCAAGGGCGACAUUAUCAUCCAGACCUACGAUGCCACCAGCUACAAGACCGUCUCGGAUGAGCUUACUAGCAUCAAGUCCCUGGGUGGCAAGACCCUGGGUGAGCUUAGCGUGCUCGGCCCGGAGAAUACCAAUCCCCCUUCAGGCUGUGUGGUCGCUCCCGUGAGCUCUGAAGCUGCUGUCUAUCUCCGUGUUUCCAAGGAAGUUGCCUUGGAGCAGGAAGAGAAGGCCAAGGCUAGUCUCGAAAAGGCACGUGAGACUGUGCGUCGCCAGCAGAAGCUCAUCAGCGGUGCGGGAUGGCAGGAGAAGGCUAAGCCUGAAGUGCGCGAGGCUGAAGAAAAGAAAAUGCGUGAUGCUGAGAGUGAAAUGACUCGUCUAGAGGAACAGAUCCUGCGACCAACGAUGACUGUUCUGUUCAAGUCACCAUGCUUACAAGAAAAUCUCUAUCGCUUCAGAAAACCGAAGAAUGCGCGCACAGCGCGCAUCCUGAAGGCUAAAGAACCUCAGCUCAUCGAACCUCCUAAGCGCACGCUGUUGUUGCACGGCUCAAAAUGUCCGCAAGCUUUACACACUGUUCUGAAGACCUUCCAUUCCUUGACAAGACCGGAUUCAGUCCUAUUCCACAAGAAGAACGAGAACAUUCACCCGUUUGAGAGCGUCGAAAGUCUCGAAUUUCUGGCCAACAAGAACGAAUGUGGUCUUGUGGUGUUCGGUAGCAGCAACAAGAAACGACCCAACUGUGUCACCAUGGCACGUGUAUUCGAUUCCAAGAUCCUUGACAUGUGCGAAUUGAUGCUACUGCCGCACCCCGACGCUGAGCAACACACUGAUCUGGCCAUGCAUAUCGGCAUCGGAUUACGGCCCAUGAUCCUCUUCUCAGGCAGUGCUUGGGAAGACUCAACCUCGAUGGCCCACGUCAUGCUGAAGAGUAUGUUCUUGGACCUGUUCAAGGGUGAGACGAGUGAUAAGAUUGACGUGGAGGGGCUCCAAUAUAUCUUGAUGAUCGGUGCCGAGGAACCUACUGAAGGGUUGGCUCCUGUUGUUCACUUGCGGUGGUACAAGCUCCGGACGAAGCGCAGUGGCCACAAGCUUCCGCGCGUGGAGCUGGAGGAGAUUGGGCCUAAGUUUGACUUCAAGGUUGGACGUCUGCAGGAGGCUCCUCGGGACGCGAUGAAGGAGGCCAUGAAGCAAGGCAAGAGGCCCAACGAGGAGAUCAAGAUGAAGAAGAACAUCAGCAUGGAUUCAAUUGGUGACAAGAUCGGUCGUGUCCACCUGGGCAAGCAGGACCUCAGCGGCUUGCAGACUCGGAAAAUGAAGGGACUGAAGCGUCGCGCAGGUGUGGAGUCGGAUGACGAUGAGGAUCAGGACAUGAUGGACGUGGAUGAGAUCUCGGAGGAUGAAGGACGCAAGAGAGCUAAGACGGCAUGA